AUGUCUUCAAUGUGUUCUGAAUAUACAAUUGGUGGUGUGAAGAUUAAUUUUCCUUAUAAAGCUUACCCAUCACAGCUUGCUAUGAUGAAUUCUCCCCCUCCUGGCCACUGUUCUAGGUGCUGUUCUACUAAACAAGGAAACAGUCAAGAGUCUUCAAAUACCGUUAAGAAGGAUCAUGGGGGGAAAUCCAAGAUACCUAAAAUAUAUUUUGGGACACGCACACACAAGCAGAUUGCUCAGAUUACUAGAGAGCUCCGGAGGACAGCGUACUCAGGGGUCCCAAUGACUAUUCUUUCCAGCAGGGAUCAUACUUGUGUCCAUCCCGAAGUCAUCGGUAACUUCAACAGAAAUGAAAAGUGCAUGGAAUUGCUAGAUGGAAAAAAUGGAAAAUCCUGCUAUUUUUAUCAUGGUGUUCAUAAAAUUAGUGAUCAGCACACAUUACAGACUUUCCAAGGGAUGUGCAAAGCCUGGGAUAUAGAGGAACUUGUCAGCCUGGGGAAGAAACUAAAGGCCUGUCCAUAUUAUACAGCUCGAGAACUAAUAGAAGAUGCUGACAUAAUAUUUUGUCCCUACAACUAUCUUCUAGAUGCACAAAUAAGGGAAAGUGUGAGUAUAUAUUUAAUUAGCAUUUUCUUCACAUCUAGAUUUGCAGAUGAUUAUAAAAUUGCUAUUCAGCAGACUUAUUCCUGGAUUACUCAGACUGAUAUUUCAGAUAAAAAUGGGUUCUUUGCUCUACCAAAAAAUAAGAAACGUUCACGACAGAAAACUGCAGUUCAUGUGCUAAACUUUUGGUGCUUAAAUCCAGCUGUGGCCUUUUCAGAUAUUAAUGGCAAAGUUCGGACUAUUGUUUUGACAUCUGGUACAUUAUCACCAAUGAAAUCCUUUUCUUCAGAACUCGGUGUUACAUUUACUAUCCAACUGGAGGCUAAUCAUGUCAUUAAAAACUCACAGGACACACAAAAAAUUGACUUUUUUCUUUCCUCAUUUUAGUUAUUAGAAAAAUUAAAAGAACGUUGGCUCUCCACUGGUUUAUGGCAUAAUCUGGAGUUGGUGAAGACAGUCAUUGUAGAACCACAGGGAGGAGAAAAAACUGAUUUUGAUGAAUUACUGCAGGUAUACUAUGAUGCGAUCCAGCAUAAAGGAGAGAAAGAUGGAGCCCUCCUGGUAGCAGUUUGUCGUGGUAAAGUGAGUGAGGGUCUGGAUUUCUCAGAUGACAAUGCCCGUGCUGUCAUAACAAUAGGAAUUCCUUUUCCAAAUGUGAAAGAUCUACAGGUUGAACUAAAGCGACAAUACAAUGACCACCAUUCAAAAUUGAGAGGUCUUUUACCUGGCCGUCAGUGGUAUGAAAUUCAAGCAUACAGGGCCUUAAACCAGGCCCUAGGUAGGUGUAUUCGACACAGAAAUGAUUGGGGAGCUCUUAUUCUGGUGGAUGAUCGCUUCAGGAAUAACCCAAGUCGCUAUAUAUCUGGACUUUCUAAAUGGGUACGACAGCAGAUUCAGCACCAUUCAACCUUUGAAAGUGCACUGGAGUCCUUGGCUGAAUUUUCCAAAAAGCACCAAAAGGUCACUGAUGUAUCCAAAAAGGACAGAAAGUGUAUGCUGAAUGAUGAGUCUACACCUGAAGUGCCCUGUUUGAAGAACAAUACUGUGAAUUAUUUAUUGGAAACAGCAAGUCAUCUAUCACCAGAAAAUACUAAGGAAGACAAAGCAAAAAUGUCUGUCCAGGAACCACAGUGUCCUAAAAUGAUUACUAAACCUUCAUCUCUACCAAGUGGCAUCAUCUCCAGAAAGGAGAAAAAUGAUCCAGCGUUCUUAGAAGAGUCUGUCCAAGCAAUGAAAACAGAAGAAAUUGUGAUUUCCAGAUCCACAAGCCCAACUUUCAACAAACAGACAGACAGAGUCAGCUGGUCUAGCUUUAAUUCUUUGGGACAGUAUUUUACCGGUAAAAUACUGACCGCAACACCUGAGCUCAGGUUAUCAGAGAAUUGUGCCUCUAGUCCUUCCAAUUUCAAAACAGAAAAAAUGAAAAGUAAAACUGUUUUGCCACUCACUGAUAAAUGUGAAUCCUCAAAUCUGACGGUAAACACAUCAUUUGAGUCAUGCUCUCAAUCAGAAGCCAUUAUUUCAUCAAUAAAGAUUGAUGCUACUCUUGGAAAAAAAAAUCAUUCCAAACAUGCACUCUGCUAUGAAGAAACCCUGGAUCCGGAUAUUGAAUUGUCUCUAGAAGGUGAAGAAGCUAAAUGUUCCACUCCAAAUAGAGCUUUUGAAACAGAAGAAGAUGAAUCUAUCUAUUUUACACCUGAACUUUAUGAUCCAGUAGAUACAGAUGAAGAAAGAAAUGACCUAGUUGAAACUCAUAAAAGCAAUAAAUUGGCUAAUAAUUCAAAUUGCAUUUUAGCUGAAAACGUUUCUGAAACUAGAACUAUGAAAGAAGUGGAUUCAGUCAGUGAAAUGAAAGCUGAGACGACGUGCACAGAUACAAAGUUCAAUGGAAUCAUGCCUAUUGAAGAAAAUAAAAUUAGUAACAUUGAUGGUAAUGUAAAAACAACUUGGAUAAAUUAAUUGGAACUGAGAAAAACUCAUGACAUGGAAAUAAAGAACUUUAAAUAGUCUCCUUCCAAAAAUAAAGGUGUGUUCCCUAGUGUUCGGUAA
Propithecus coquereli (Coquerel's sifaka) is the source of this 2652-nucleotide messenger RNA. It is a transcript of the gene BRIP1, whose product is annotated as BRCA1 interacting protein C-terminal helicase 1. Gene Ontology annotation, molecular function: hydrolase activity, acting on acid anhydrides, in phosphorus-containing anhydrides; DNA helicase activity; ATP binding. Gene Ontology annotation, biological process: nucleotide-excision repair; double-strand break repair involved in meiotic recombination. The record is from RefSeq and is a predicted model, not a curated record. Gene Ontology annotation, cellular component: nucleus. Lineage: Eukaryota; Metazoa; Chordata; Mammalia; Primates; Indriidae. The transcript has 11 exons.